AUGAUAAAAACUCUGGGGAUUUUAUUGGCUUUUCCCGUGUUCCUGGGGUCAACCUCUGCGGCUUCUCUAGGUGUCGUGGAAACAGAAGGCGGCCAUGUUUCAGGGAAGAACAUUCAAAUUGGACUUUUUCGCUCCAUGGACGUUUUCAAAGGAAUUCCCUUUGCAGCCAAAGCCAGGACAUUUGAGAAACCCCAACCUCAUCCGGGUUGGCACGGCAUUUUGAAAGCCACCAAAUUUGCCAAGAGGUGUCUCCAGAUGAGCAUGCUCCAGACCUCGUCUUUUGGCAGUGAAGACUGUCUCUACCUCAAUAUCUGGGUUCCUCAUCGCCGAUACGUGUCAGUCAAUCUCCCAGUGAUGAUCUGGUUCUUUGGAGGAGGCUUCCUGGUUGGAGGCUCAAUGGGGCCUAAUUUCCUGGAUAACUAUCUGUACAGCGGACAGGAGAUCGCAGACAAGGGAAAUGUAAUUGUGGUGACAGUCGGCUAUCGUGUAGGGACCUUGGGUUUUCUCAGCACUGGCGACUCUGACCUACCUGGAAACUAUGGAUUGUGGGAUCAGCAUGCUGCCAUUGCCUGGGUGCACAGGAACAUCCGUUCUUUCGGAGGAGACCCCGACAACAUCACCAUCUUUGGGGAGUCUGCUGGUGGAGCCAGUGUCAGCUUCCAGACUCUGACUCCCCACAACAAAGGGUUGUUCAAGAGGGCCAUUGCUCAGAGUGGAGUCGCCGUCUGCCCCUGGGCACUCAACAGGGCCCCCCGUAAAGUAGCAGUCGAGGUUGCCCAGAAGGUUGGCUGCCCAGUGGAUAACACAAUGGCAGCCUGUCUAAAAUUGACUGAUGCGAAGGCUCUCACUAUGGCUGCUCCUCGUGUGACACCAGGAUCUCCAGAUAAACCUGGUGUACUGCUCCUCCUUUUGACUCCUGUAAUUGAUGGAGAUUUCAUUCCUGAUGAGCCUGGCAAAUUGUUUCACAAUGCUGCAGACUUUGACUACCUUGCAGGGGUCAAUAACAUGGAUGGACACGUCUUCACAGCCAAAGACAUUCCUUCCCUGGACGGCAAAGAGGACACUCCAAUAGAGGAUGUAAGGAGACUCCUGCGUGUUUAUACCAAGGAGAAGGGUCAACCAGGACUGGACAUUGCGUUUGCCGAAUACUCCUCCAACUGGGGACCAACUCCCAGCCAGUAUGCCAUCAAGAUCACUGCUGUGGACAUUGGAACGGAUUACAUCUUCCUGGCUGCCAUACAGGCAUCCCUGUACCUCCAUGCUGCCAAUGCCAAGUCUGGUCGUACGUACUCCUACUUGUUCUCCGAACCCAACUUAAUGGCUGGCCCUGGCAGACCCUACCCCCACUGGGUAGGCGCCGACCAUGCUGAUGAUCUGCAGUAUGUGUUUGGCAAGCCCUUCACCACACCCAAGGCUUAUGGGGACAGGCACAGAGACUUGUCUGGAUAUUUAAUCGCCUACUGGACAAACUUCGCCAAGACUGGAGAUCCCAACAAAGGCAAUAUGAAGGUGCCAGUGACCUGGCCUAAGUUCACCAGUACCGGACACCAGUUCCUGGAAAUCAAUUCCAAGAUGGACGAAAACUCUGUCGGGCAGAAAAUGAGGCUGCGUUUUGUGACUCUCUGGACCAGCGUCCUGCCCGGUCUUCCAUCUGUCGUUCACGAUUCUGCCACACCGUCCACCAGUCCUUCUAGUUCACAACCUCAGCCGUAACCUUUUCU
Messenger RNA from Lampris incognitus (smalleye Pacific opah), 1721 nucleotides. RefSeq names its product bile salt-activated lipase-like. Gene Ontology annotation, molecular function: triacylglycerol lipase activity; signaling receptor activity; neurexin family protein binding. Gene Ontology annotation, cellular component: postsynaptic specialization membrane; synapse; cell surface. Gene Ontology annotation, biological process: postsynaptic membrane assembly; chemical synaptic transmission; presynaptic membrane assembly. The record is from RefSeq and is a predicted model, not a curated record. Bases 1 to 1713 code for a protein of 570 amino acids. NCBI's taxonomy places the organism in Eukaryota, Metazoa, Chordata, Actinopteri, Lampriformes, Lampridae. The transcript is spliced from 11 exons.